UGUAAACAAGACGCGUGAAAAAUCAUUCUUUUCUUCACGAAUUUAGUGAAAGGAUUAGGAAUGAAAAUAAAUUUUAUAAAAUAAUACGAAUAAAAUCCCAGUGUUGUUAAUGUAAAAAGUAUGAUAAAUCAAAGUUGAAUUGUGGUAACAUAUUCCGGUUACGUUACUGUGAUUACAUACAGUUGGAUAUCUCCGAAGGUUAAUUUAGUUUGGAUGUCUGGUGAACUUAGAAAUCCAUUUAUCGAUCAGUCGCCUCAGUUUCAAGCCAGAAACCCGGAUGGAGAGGUGGAAAAUGAGGCCACCGAAGUCCCAGACGGGGAUGAGGUAGAGGAUAUCCCGGCGGCAAUGACGGAAUCGUACAGUGAAAUUGCUUACACGCAAAAUUUCUUCGGUGGCACCAACAAUGGGGAAGAGCAUUCCGGCGGUGAUGACGGUCAACACGUAGGUUCCGGUUCGUCAUCGUCAUCUUCGUCGCAAACUCGGAAGCGACCUGAUUCACUCGAUUGUGAUAAGAGGAAAGAUGCGUCUUUCCCCUACAAUCUGGAAGGGACAGUCCGAGUGGAUGGACACAUGACACACUUUGUUGCCGAAAACCUCGAGUACAAAAUCAAACUAGCAAGUCCAGUGACAGUCACGCGGAAGGAUUCUAGCAAUCCGUGCGGUUCUCGACAGAGUACACCAUCGGCAGCUACCGGUGGAUUGGGUGGCCCCGGAUCGAGCGCCUACGGUCUGAUGCCGAAGCCGUUUAUGAUGCCACCCCAUCUACACCAAAUUGAUCCCAACGUGCUGAACGAAAUCGAACGGGAAGCGCAAGCCCUGGCCGCGUCGGUGGACAAUCUUACCGAAAACCUCUGCUCGGUGCUGCAUUCGAUUUCCUCGAUCACAGCGGAUAACGUGGAGAUCUACAAAAACGCAGUCACCAAGCUGACCGAUUGUAUGGAUGCCAACAUCAAGUGCAUGUACACGAUCAUGGCCAAGGCGGAAGAGAUAUCGAAAGCGAUAAAGCCGGCCGAAGCCCUGGCAGCGCGAAUACGAGAGAUCAAGCGACUCGUCGAUAUGUUCGAAAGUUAUGUUUAAAUUUUCGAUAGGGACGACAUUCCAUUUCUCUGACAAACUUUACUGUGCAGUUGAAAUCCGUGAUUAGAAAAGUAUAAUUUAUCCUUAUCGUUCCCGACUACAACACUUAAUCUGUUCGUUGUAUCAUCGUAUGUUAUAUGUAAAAUAUGAGUCAUUUGAUAUAACUUAGAAUUAAUAUUUAUUUCCAAGCCA
This is a messenger RNA of Armigeres subalbatus, 1269 nucleotides long. RefSeq names its product BLOC-1-related complex subunit 6-like. Gene Ontology annotation, biological process: lysosome localization. The coding region runs from base 214 to 1077 and encodes 287 amino acids. Lineage: Eukaryota; Metazoa; Arthropoda; Insecta; Diptera; Culicidae. Gene Ontology annotation, cellular component: BORC complex. The record is from RefSeq and is a predicted model, not a curated record. The transcript has 3 exons.